This is a messenger RNA of Stylophora pistillata, 1608 nucleotides long. RefSeq lists its product as uncharacterized. The record is from RefSeq and is a predicted model, not a curated record. Lineage: Eukaryota; Metazoa; Cnidaria; Anthozoa; Scleractinia; Pocilloporidae.
AUGGCACAUAGAGCUGAACUUACUCUGCCUGGUUUCAAGCUGCUCGAUCAACCGCGUCUUGGAAGGACUGGUGGUGGACUUGCACUCUUAAUAAAGAGCGGCAUAGAUGCCAAGAAAAUGGACGGUGGUGAGCGUAGAUCUUUCGAAUUUUUUGAAUGGACUCUGCGUUAUGGUUCAAAUAGCUUGAGAAUUGCUGUCAUCUAUCGUAUACCAUAUUCUCAAGCCCAUCCAGUCACCACUAGUGUUUUCUUUGAUGAAUUCAUAACUUACCUCGAGUCGAUCAUCAUGUCUCCUGAGCCGUUGCUGAUAACGGGUGAUUUCAAUAUUCAUGUCGACGUACAUACUGACUCUGAUGCUUCUCGUUUUCAAGAUUUACUAUCGUCUAUGGGCCUUCAACAGCACGUGGAUAAAUCUACACAUAUAUCUGGGCACACCUUAGACUUAAUGAUUACUCGUUGCUCGGAUUCAUUUCUUACAGCCAAACCUAUGACUGACUACUUGUUUUCAGACCAUUUUACUGUUCUUUGCGAUCUUGCCUUAAGUAAACCAUCUCCCAAAAAUGAGCAAAUAUCAUAUAGAAAACUGAAGGCAAUCAAGAUUGAGGAUUUUAAACAAGAUCUGUCUACCUCUGAGCUUUGUAAUUACAGUCCAGAUUCGCUUAACGAUCUCGUUGAAUGCUAUAACGAUACCUUGUCCCAAGUGCUCGAGAGACAUGCUCCACUUCGAUCCAAAGUUAUACGAUCUCGACCUCUGGUUCCUUGGUUCAAUGAAGAUAUAAAAAAUGCCCGCCGUGAAAAACGGAAAGCAGAAAGAAAAUGGCGACGCUCUGGCAAACACGACGAUAUGUUGUCAUACAAAAAGAUCAAGAAUACGACAAAUCGAUUAAUGAACGAAGCUCGAAGCCAAUACUAUCAUGACUUCAUUAAUGAUAACAGUUCAAACCAAAAAAAGCUCUUUGCAGCUGCGAAUACUCUUUUGAAUCAAAGGAAAAAGAACACUGUGCUACCACCUUGCGAUGAUAAGCUUGAAUUAGCUGAUAGGAUGGGCUCGUACUUUGUUCAAAAAAUCACUGAUAUUGGUACAAGACUCGACGUUAUGGCUCAAGAUCUUUCCACUGACCCGCUUUUAAACUGUACAUUGUCACCAACCCCCAAAUUUAGUAAAUUUACAGCACUUUCUGAACUCGAAGUACGGAAACUUAUCGAAGGUAGCGCAAAGAAAAGCUGUUCUUUUGAUCCGAUGCCUACCUCACUGGUUUUUAGCUGCAUUGAUGUCCUGCUUCCCGUGAUCACAAAAAUGAUAAAUCUAUCCCUCGUGGAUGGUGUGUUUGCUGAUGUCUGGAAAUGUGCACUUGUUAAGCCGUUGCUCAAAAAAGCUGGUCUUGAUCCACUUCUUAGUAACUACAGACCUGUUAGUAAUUUGCCAUACAUAUCGAAGCUCACCGAAAAGGCGGUGUAUAAUCAACUUCAUUUACACAUGAUAGACAAUUCUGUUUAUCCAGAAAUGCAAUCAUCUUACAGAAAAGGACAUAGUACCGAAACAGCGCUUCUUCGGGUUGUUAACGAUAUCUUAAUGAAGAUGAAUUCACAAGANGAAAUGAGUAUCUAA